Messenger RNA from Cadophora gregata, 1347 nucleotides. RefSeq lists its product as uncharacterized. NCBI's taxonomy places the organism in Eukaryota, Fungi, Ascomycota, Leotiomycetes, Helotiales, Ploettnerulaceae. The record is from RefSeq and is a predicted model, not a curated record. The transcript has 3 exons. The coding region runs from base 1 to 1347 and encodes 448 amino acids.
AUGGCAGAACACACUCCUCAUCCUGCCACAGACACGAGCAGCUCGCGUACCUCAGACAUCUCAAUGCUCCGGCCAAGUUCAACCGGGCCAGAGAAUCCCUUCACCUUUGAAGGAGGUGAUAUCUGCAUCACCGUCAACUUUCAUGGCGAGGAGAUGAAAGGCAAAGUUAUCAGUGGCUCCAUGGCGUCUGCCAGUCAGGUCUGGAAGAGAUUUCUAUUCCCACCAUGGUGCAAAGAAGAAGAUGGCCCUGUUAAGGAGCUGGAUUUCAAGGAAGAUGAUGGUGAAGCUCUCUUGACACUCCUACGUAUCGUUCAUUUCCAAUUCGCCAAAAUCCCCACGUCUUUCGAGGCAUCGAUCAAGCCUCUCUAUGACAUUGCUGUGCUCUGCGAACAAUACGAUUGCGUUUCUAUUGUCAAGCCAUGGACCGAAAGAUGGUGUGUUAGCCUACAUGAUAAGAGCUUGCCAUUGUUUGCAAGUGAUACCAGACGGAAGGUGUACAUUGCUUGGGCUUUUGGAAUGGCAGACAAUUUUAGGCACACGGCGAAGACAAUUCUGGAGAAAUGUACGGCACAGGAGAAAGGAACCUUGCAGGACGAUGAGGCUAUACUCCCUGAGAAGUUACUUGAAAGCAUCCAGAGUAUUCGUGAGAAUACCCUGACUCAACUUCUCGAUAUUCCCUACCAACAUCUUCAAAGAUGCACGAAGACAUCUCCCUGUGGCGAUAAACGAUGCAAUCCUCUCAUAUACGGUAGUCUCUUACUGGAACUUGGUCGACGCGGAUUGUGGCCUAAAAAGACGCCAGAGGAGAUCAAAGACUCCGUCACAACUAUUGCAGACCUCAUACGAGAUAUAGAAGUGCUCUAUCCUCGAGAACACCCCGCAGAUUUGGAAUUGAUGAGCUCGGAAGAGAAAACGCACUCACCGUGUCGAGUAAACUACAGCAACAAGGUAUGCAGGGUCAUGGCCGCUAUGCCAAACCCGACUCUUGAUUGCCAUCUCCGACACAUGCAGCUUAGGAGCGGGAUCGCCACUGUUAAGGAGCUUACUGCUGCUCCAUGCAGUCCGGGUUCUUCAAGUUCGUUCUCAGAGCCCGAGAAAAAGCGACCAAUGGUUGUUAUAUCACCAACAUCCAGCCCAGCGAAUGCUAGGGGCUCUUCGGCUAGACAGAAUGGCUCUCGCUGGUCAUCCCUGAGUUCCGCAGGAUCCAGGGCUCCACCCUCAACUAGCACAUCACUAGGGUUCUCUUUAAACAGACGAGCAUGCCGUUUGUGCGGAAAACAGCAUCUUUCCUCCUUUGGUUGUGAUGGAACUCCAGUUCGUGGCACGAAACGACCACUACCCUACUAG